AUGGCGGUCUCCCCGCUACUGUUAUCAAGCCAAGCAGCAAAUGUUGCGAAACAGGCAGGCUUGGUUACCAUUCACGGAGCACCAGGUUACAGACUGGAGAGCUACGAGUACCUGCUAUACAACUACUCGUCUACUCCGGACUUCGUACCAGAGGUGACGAUGGGUUAUGUUGGUCUGUGCCUUGUGGGAGAUCCUGUCGGUGGGUUACAAAGUUCUCCGUCUGAGCACUGGGUCCCUGUGGAUGAGCAAGAUGGGGGCCAUGAUUUGGCCCUCGAACAAGGGCAAAGUACAGAGCCGAGACGGAAGACUCAAGCGCUGGUGUCUCGCCCCACCACUGGCACAGCAUCUCUUUUGUCGACUCGAAACGCCGGCCUUGCGGCCUUGCGGCUGAAGGCUGGCUGCAAGGUGCCCUCGGGUGGAAAGAUGGCUUUUGCUUCCAGAAUCUUUCGCUUCGACUCGUACCACGAAGUGCCCUUGUUGCCGUUCAUGAUGGCCGACUGCCAGCCUACCAAUGCCUUCCGUGGAUGCCCAGCGGGCACCUGGGUCGAUACUAGCGUCUUCCUGCGAGAUGAUAUCGAUGGCCGGAUGGGAAGCAAAUGCUCGCUGCAUUACGGGGCGGUCAGCCCAUCGUGA
Molecule: messenger RNA, 633 nt
Organism: Trichoderma citrinoviride
Lineage: Eukaryota; Fungi; Ascomycota; Sordariomycetes; Hypocreales; Hypocreaceae
Exons: 3
Coding region: 1-633 (210 amino acids)
Source: RefSeq, a predicted model, not a curated record